AUGGCUCUCGAGACAGGUCAGCUUAUUGCCGAACGGCUUCGCUGCGUAAUCUUUGAUGAGGCGCACCACGCGGUAGGUCGCCAUCCCUACGCCGAAGUCCUCAGACUGCUGAGAGAUGGCUGCUGUCCUGCACGGAUCUUGGGACUCACGGCCAGCUUCAUGCAUGGAAACUCGGAUCCGGAACGCCGGCUGGAGGUGCUGGAGGACCGCUUCAGGGCCAAGGCUUUCUCGCCCCAGGUUCACCCGACCUUGUCGCACAGCGAGCGGCGCUUCACGAAAGUGCCCUGGUUUGAGUCAGCACAAGAUCGGGACGGGACACUGGCGGCCUACGCUAGGUAUGCGAGCCACUUGGAUAUCCUUGUCGAGAACUUGAAAGAGCUGACGCAGUUCAACUGGGAGCUUCAGAACUCCCUCGAAAGAGAGAAGGGCCGCCUCCGUGGAGUUUUGGAGAGCCUGGGGCCUGCAGCCUACCAGCCCUUCGUGCAGGAAAGCCUUCUCGAAGUGGUCCAGGCGAAGCUCUCCAGCAAGUUGGCUUUUGCAGAUGGAGACGCCGUGGAGUGCUUGCAGAGGGCCCUCGCACUGCUGCCUCAUUGCCGGGAAGUUCUGUCCAGCAGGGUGAGCACAGUGAGUGAUGAAGCGAGCAGGAAGUUUGAGGCACUGUGCAAGCUUCUGAGGCGUCUCCUGUCGGGUUCAACGGACAAAAUCUUAGUCUUUGUUGAGCGUGUGUCGGUGGCUGGACCCAUGGCACGGCUUCUGGAAGCAUCUACCGGGGUCGAGAUCGCCCAUGUGUGUGGUGUUCAGGGCAUGGAGGAAGGUCUUCGUUUGUGGAAUCUGCAGCGGUUCCGCACCACCUGCCGAGUCUUGGUGGCCACUGCAUCCCUGGAGGAAGGUUUGGAUGUGCCAGACUGUCGCUAUGUGGUACGUUACGACUUCUUCAGCAGUGCCAAGAGCCACGUUCAGGGAGCCGGCCGUGCGCGACACGGGGAGGCCGAGAUCUUCUACUUCGACAACGAUCCAGAAAUGGAGGAAGACCGUCGCCGUCGCAUCGAAGAUGCCUUGAACUUGAGCCUGAGCCGCUCCGAGACAGAGCAGCAGCCGCCGCAGCCGCAGCCGCCGUUGGCCUCCAUGGCCUCCUCCGCCUCCUCCCUUCCAACUGGCACUGAGAGUCUCGGCGAGGGCAUUGGCCAUGCCUGGGGCGAGGAACAGACUCUUUGGGACUAUCGCCAGAACAAAUCCUUCAGGGGUAUGACCUGUGCCUGUGGUGCACUUCUGCACAUCACUAGCCGUGCUUACGGGCGGGGUCGGAAGAAGAAGGAGCGCAUUUUCUCGGUGCAAGGCGCGCUGGUUUGUCCGAUUCCCACGGCGCGAGACAAAAAUGGGAGCGUAAGAGCCUAA
Symbiodinium sp. CCMP2592 is the source of this 1395-nucleotide messenger RNA. Lineage: Eukaryota; Dinophyceae; Suessiales; Symbiodiniaceae. The record is from the annotation of a GenBank genome assembly.